Molecule: messenger RNA, 1482 nt
Organism: Venturia canescens
Lineage: Eukaryota; Metazoa; Arthropoda; Insecta; Hymenoptera; Ichneumonidae
Product: erlin-2-B-like
Exons: 4
Coding region: 379-1365 (328 amino acids)
Biological process (GO): SREBP signaling pathway
Cellular component (GO): endoplasmic reticulum membrane; endoplasmic reticulum
Molecular function (GO): ubiquitin protein ligase binding; cholesterol binding
Source: RefSeq, a predicted model, not a curated record
UUCGGCCAAUGGUUUGCGUUUUCGUGUAUGUACCCAAUCAUUCCUUUUGCUCCUGACUGCUGCUGCCGCCGCUAUAUACAGGAAAAUCAACAAUGGCACUCGUUCGAAACCGCUUUAAAAACGCCAUCGUGUGCUAAUCAAGAUGUCAAUCGUAAAACCGAUUGCGGACAGUCGUUUCGAGCGAGAAUAUAAAUAUUAGUAGAUAAUACAAAUAUCAGAUAUUUCAUUGGCCGAAAGAAUUUUUAUCGGUUCACGCGCCUUUUAUACAGAAUAUAGACUGAGGAAAUCAUAACCUCUUUCGUCGAAUCACCCGAUCCAGCGAUUGUAAACAAGUUUUUUUUCGCUCGAUAUAAAGAAAUAAAACAUUGAGUCGACAGUAUGAUCGAUCAGAACGUCAUUGCUUUGUGUUUCUUGGUUUGUUCAGCAGCCGUUACUAAUUUCUCCAUACACAGAAUCGAAGAGGGCCAUGUGGGUGUUUAUUUCCGCGGAGGAGCUCUUUUGCCACAAAUCAGUAAUCCUGGAUUUCACAUGAUGAUUCCACUAUUGACGUCGUUUCGCUCGGUCCAAGUAACGCUUCAGACGGAUGAGGUCAAAAAUGUUCCUUGCGGCACUAGUGGCGGGGUCAUGAUCUACUUCGAUCGAAUUGAAGUUGUCAAUAUAUUGGAUGCAAACAGCGUUCACAGUAUGGUGCGAAACUUUACGGCAGACUAUGACAAGACUUUGAUAUUCAACAAAGUUCAUCAUGAGUUGAAUCAAUUCUGCUCGGUUCACACGCUCCACGAGGUUUAUAUAGAUCUGUUUGAUCAGAUCGAUGAGAACCUCAAGACUGCGUUGCAAAAAGAUUUAAACGAAUUAGCUCCCGGUCUGAGUAUUCAAGCAGUGAGAGUAACAAAGCCAAAAAUUCCAGAAACAAUAAGGAAAAAUUACGAGCUUAUGGAAGCUGAGAAAACAAAAUUGUUGAUAUCAACCCAGCAUCAAAAGGUGGUUGAAAAAGAUGCUGAGACCGAUCGAAAAAAAGCUCUGAUCGAGGCUGAAAAAGAAUCUCAAGUUGCAAAGAUUCACUACGAUCAAAAAAUCAUGGAAAAAGAGUCGCUGCAAAGAAUGGCAUCGAUAGAAGAUGCUAUGCAUCUUGCACGUGAGAAAAGUCGUUCGGAUGCUCAUUUUUAUCAGACGAAGAGUCAGGCAGAAGCUAAUAAAUUGUUGCUAACCCGAGAAUAUCUUGAACUUAAAAAAUACGAUUCGCUCGCCCAAAAUUCCAAAGUUUAUUACGGUCAAGAUAUCCCUAAAAUGUUUGCAUUGGGUGGUUGCUCAAACGAUCUCAAUUUAGGUACCUCCACCACUAACAUCGCGGACAACACUCGUUAAAAAAAACAACAAAUUCAUCGGGUAUUAUUAUCAAUAAUCUACGAGUUUGUAAAUAUAUUAAUAUUACACUCUAAUUUGUAUUCCAAACCAAAUAAAUAAAUCUGUUCCAAGAGGUGA